Messenger RNA from Pneumocystis jirovecii RU7, 3993 nucleotides. Its product is annotated as chromatin-binding exonuclease XRN1. Gene Ontology annotation, cellular component: nucleus. The transcript has 17 exons. Gene Ontology annotation, molecular function: 5'-3' RNA exonuclease activity; RNA binding. Bases 1 to 3993 code for a protein of 1330 amino acids. Gene Ontology annotation, biological process: nuclear-transcribed mRNA catabolic process; rRNA catabolic process. The record is from RefSeq and is a predicted model, not a curated record. Lineage: Eukaryota; Fungi; Ascomycota; Pneumocystomycetes; Pneumocystales; Pneumocystaceae.
AUGGGUAUUCCCAAGUUUUUUCGGUGGAUCAGUGAGAGAUACCCUAUGUGUAGUCAAUUGAUUACAGAGAAGAGAGUUCCUGAAUUUGAUAAUUUAUAUCUUGAUAUGAAUGGUAUUAUUCAUAACUGUACACAUAUGGAUGAAAAUAAGAAAGAAAUUCCUGAGAAUGAGGCGUUUCUUGCAAUUUUUAAAUAUAUAGAGCAUCUUUUUGGGACAAUAAAGCCAAAGAAGCUUUUUUUUCUUUCUGUAGAUGGCGUUGCACCAAGAGCAAAAAUGAAUCAACAGAGAUCACGUAGAUUUAAAGCAGCAAAAGAAGCAUAUGAACUGUAUCAGGAGAAAAUUAGCAAGGGAGAAGAUGUUCCUAAAGAUCCUUUUGAUAGUAAUUGUAUUACACCAGGAACUUUGUUCAUGAAAAGAUUGUCGGAACAAUUGAAAUAUUUUAUAAAUAGAAAAGUAUCUGAGGAUACCAAUUGGAAAGGAAUUGAAAUAAUUUUUUCUGGCCAUGAAGUUCCUGGAGAAGGAGAACAUAAAAUUAUGGAGUAUAUACGUCUUUCAAAAGCACAGCCUGAUUAUGAGCCUAAUUUACGUCAUUGUUUAUAUGGUUUGGACGCUGAUUUAAUUAUGCUUGGUCUUCUUAGUCAUGAUCCUCAUUUUUGUUUACUACGUGAAGAGGUAUUGUUUGGUUCUGUAAAAAAGAAAAAACAAGAACUUGAAGAACAAAAUUUUUAUUUGAUGCAUUUAUGUUUACUUCGUGAAUAUCUUGAAAUGGAGUUUCAAGAACUUACUAAUAUACCAAAUUUUCCUUAUAAUUUUGAAAAAAUAAUCGAUGAUUUUAUACUUCUUGCAUUCUUUGUUGGAAAUGAUUUUUUACCUCAUCUUCCCAAACUUCAUAUUAAUGAGGGUGCUUUGGCUUUAGUUUUUAAAAUUUAUAAAAAAGUAAUUCCAAAAGCUCGUGGAUAUAUUAACAAUGCUGGUGUUAUAAAUUUAGAGCGUUUAGCUUUAGUUUUAGAAGAAUUAGAAAAGCAAGAAAGGGAAGAUUUUAGAAAUGAAUUAGAAGAUAAAAAUUGGGUUGGUUCAAAAAAAAAAGGUGUAUAUGAAGGGAUGCAUUUAAAUGAAAAAAAAAAGCUUUUAACGAUGACAUCUAAUCAGAAAAAACUGUUUUUGGAAAUGGAGAGGUUUGUUUCUGGGAAUUUAGAGACUUUGGUGUUACCAUCAACAUUAUCAGCAACAGAUAGAUCUUUUGUAUUUAAGAUGGCCGAUGAUUUUUAUGUUAAAUGCACAAAAUAUACUAUAGAAAAUGAGAAGUAUUUGCGUUUCGAAAAAGAUAAUAAAGUUGAAAAUGGUAAUGAAAUAAAAGAUAUUAUAGAUAGAGAACUUAGUAGAUAUAAAAAUGCUAUUAUUUUGGAUAUCGAAAAAGAUGACUCACAUAAAGAGGAUGCUAUAUUUGAAGAAAAAUGGAUAAAAUGGAAAGAUUCAUAUUAUAUUGAAAAACUGGGGUUUUCUAUUAAUGAUACAAAGAAAUUAAAAGAAAUGGCUGAAAAUUAUAUAGAAGGAUUGCAAUGGGUCUUAUUUUACUACUAUCGUGGAGUUUCUUCUUGGAGUUGGUUUUAUAAAUAUCAUUAUUCUCCAAAAGUAUCUGAUAUUAAAAAAGGUUUUGCUGCAAAUUUGUCGUUUACACUUGGUACUCCGUUUAAACCAUUUGAGCAAUUAAUGGCUGUAUUGCCUGAACGUAGUAAAAAGUUGGUUCCAAAGCCAUUUGCUGAUCUUAUGGUUAAUGAAACAUCUCCUAUACGUGAUUUUUAUCCUGAGGAUUUUGAGUUAGAUAUGAAUGAUAAAAAGGCUAGUUGGGAAGCGAUAGCAAAAAUACCUUUUAUUAAUGAAGAAUUGUUACUAAGUGUUAUUAAAGCGAAGGAGCAUUUAUUAACUGACGAAGAGAAAAAUAGAAAUACAUUUGGACAUAAUAUAAAAUAUACAUAUGAUGAGAAUCUUGACUAUAUUUAUGUACCAUAUAUAGAUGUAUUUCCGCUUAUUCCUCAUUGUCAUUGCAAAGCAGAAGUAUAUAAAUAUCCGGAGAUACUAGGAGUAGAACAAUUUAUAUAUGGGUUAUGUAAAGGUGUUAAUCUUGGUAAUACGUCUCCUGCUGGAUUCCCUACUUUAAAUACUUUGCCACAUACUAAUUACUUGGAUCAUCAAGGAGUAAAUGUUUUUAAAUCAGAGAGUAGAAAUGAGUCUAUGAUAAUAAUAAUACAGAACCAGGUAGAUUUGGAAACUGUAGAAGAAUUUGCACAAAAAAAAAUAGGCAAAAGAGUAUUUGUUGGUUGGCCAUAUUUACACGAGGCUAGGUUAAAUGCUAUUUCAACUGAGGAAUUUCGAUAUGAGGGAGUUUUUUCACCUGAAAAUUCUAUUGUUACAGUUUCCAAAACACAUAAUGAUUUUGCUGCAUGGAAAAAAGUUGCUUUAAGACUUGAAUCAAAUUAUAAGAAGCAUUAUGGUGCAAUAAUUAAUACUGUUCAGGCUAUUGCUCAUGUUUCAAUGUUAAAAGGGUUACGUAAAACCGAAAAUGGUGCUUCUGAAAAAGAUUAUGAACCUUGCAAUAGUCAAAAUCCUGAACAUCCUUUACAGCUUGUAUUAAAUGAAGUUUUUGUUGAAGAUUCACGAUAUAUUGAAAAACCUCCACUCGAUAUUAAACAGGAGUAUCCUUUAGGAUCUAGAGGUUUUUUUCUUGGAGAGUAUAAUUAUGGAAGACCACUUGAAAUAACUGCUCAUAAAAAUGGAAAAAUUGAUUGUUGGAUAGCAACUCAGACCAGAGAGCCUGAAUUUGGUAAAUUAAUAUUUCAAAAGUUUUCUAAAAGAACAGUUUAUUAUCCGUCAUAUGUUGCAGCUAAAAUAGUUGGAUUAACUGGAAUAGCCUUUUCAAAAUUAAUGUCAAGUUUUUUUGUUAUAGUCGAUAAACAAAAAGUUAAUCUUGGAUUGAAUUUAAAAUAUGAAGCAAAAAAAAUCAAAGUCCUUGGAUAUUCAAGAAAAACAGAAAAGGGGUGGGAAUAUACACAAGAAGCUAUUAAUCUUAUACAAGAGUAUAAAAAAAGGUUUCCUGAUUUUGUUCUUUCAGUUCAAUCGCAUGUUUUUGAUGAUAUUCCAUUGAUUAAUAAAUUGAUUCCUGAAAAAAAUUAUAAAGAAAAAGUAAAAGAAAUUAGGUCUUGGUUAAAAAUUAUUAAUGAAGAGAAUAACUUUGAAAAAGUUUCUUUGGAUGUUGAACAAUUGGAUCAGCUUUCAAUGCAAAUGGUUGAAAAAGAAUUGGAUAAGAUAUCAGAGAAUAUUCCACUGUUUACACCCAGACGCAUCAACAAUGUACCCAGGAAUGCAAUUUUGAAACCUUCACAAUGUGAGCUUAGGCUACAAGAUCAGGAAUUUUCUCUUGGAGAUAGGGUUGUUUAUGUUCAUGAUUCGGGUAAGGUUCCAAUAGCGACAAAAGGAAUCGUUGUAAGAACUGGGAAAAAAGUAAUUGAUAUCAUUUUUGAUGUUCCAUUCAUGAGUGGAACAACUUUAGGGGGGAAAUGUUCUGCGUAUAGAGGAUUAUCUGUAGAAACUCAUUUUCUGCUUAACUUGACUAAACGCACUUUGAUUGUUUCUACGAAAACAUCUGUUAACAAAAACAAUACCCGGAUUGAGCCUAAUAUACAUGCUACACAACUAAAAACACCUCACUCAUUCUCUCGGCCUGCUCAUUCUUUUCAAAAAAAGGUGUAUUCAAACACUUCUCAAGACAUACAGCAUACAUAUUACCAUAAUCCAUCUACACAGUCUUUAAAUACAUCGGAUUUCAAAAGAGGCACACAUCAUUUUUUGGGGAACAGCACUAAAGCAUCUUUUCAAAACACUUCUAAGGCAUCUUUUCAAAAUAUUUCAAAGUCGUAUCAUUCAAUCUCUUUACAUUCUCAUUCAUACUCGACAAAAUACAAGAUAAAGGAAACAAGUGCUCUUCACACUACAUAA